AUGCAGAAAAUUAGCAAGGAGUUGUCAAAAACACCGCUUUUCAGACAGCGAUCUAAAUUCUCCAUGAAACCUGACUCGCUGGUCGCUACAACUAAAAGCACCUAUAACCCCAGUUUAUCUUCGGUGAACUUGCGAAACUCCUUCGCUAUUAUUGCAAUUCCGUUAGGGGCCAUUAUUAGCCUUCCGUGGGUGCAUCUUCACUCUAAAACGCUUUUGUUCGGGGUGUUCUAUGCAUAUAUACGAUCAUUUGCUAUCGUGUCGGGUUAUCAUCGCCUUUGGGCGCAUAGAACCUACAAUGCUAGCACUACCUUAAAAAUAAUCUUUGCGAUACUUGGAGCUGGGGCGGGGCAAGAUCACAUCAAAAAAUGGGCUCGCGACCACCGUGCCCACCAUCGCUAUGUUGAUACCAAUCAGGACCCCUAUAAUAUCAAACAAGGAUUUUUCUACGCACACAUGGGCUGGAUCAUUUUUGAGGACAGAAAAGCUAGGACAACUGGUCCUGUGGAUAUUAGCGAUCUCAAUUCCGAUCGAAUAGUCCAAUGGCAGAAAAAGUAUUUCGUGCCCUUGUUCCUCAUUAUGGGUUACCUCGUUCCUUCCGUCAUCUGUGGCAUAUCUCACGGUGACUUCCUUGGAGGUUUCAUUUACGCAGGCUGCCUAGGCACCGCAAUACAGCAGCAGCUCACAUUUUGCGUGAAUUCCGUGGCCCACUGGUUAGGCGAUCAACCUUAUACAGCCACAAAAUCUGCAAGGCAAAGCCCAUGGGCUGUCACAAUCUUUCUCAUGGGAGAGGGAUACCAUAACUAUCACCAUGAAUUUCCGGGAGACUAUCGGACUGGUAUUCGAUGGUAUGAUUUCGACCCAGGAAAGUGGUGUAUCUCUUUGUUUUAUUUCCUUGGCCUUGCUACCAAUCUUAAACGAUUCCCACAGAAUGAAGUUGAUAAGACGAGGUUGCAGAGAAAGUGUGAGGAAAUAGAGAAAGAAGGUGAGGCAGUGGACUGGGGGGUGCCGUUGGACGAGCUACCAGUUUGGAAAUGGGAGGAAUAUGCUGAACAAACAAGAACUGGGCGCAACUUGAUUGUCAUCAGAGGAGCCGUGCAUGAUGUUUCAGCAUUUGCAAGUGAGCAUCCAGGAGGUCCCGCGAUGAUUGCAGGGGCUGUUGGGAAGGAUGCAACAGAGAUGUUCGAAGGUGGAAUAUAUGGCCAUUCCAAUGCAGCCUCCAAUCUACUAGAUAGAAUGAGGAUAGCAGUGAUUAAAGACAUCUAG
Messenger RNA from Penicillium macrosclerotiorum, 1263 nucleotides. RefSeq names its product acyl-CoA desaturase. Gene Ontology annotation, cellular component: endoplasmic reticulum membrane. Bases 1 to 1263 code for a protein of 420 amino acids. The record is from RefSeq and is a predicted model, not a curated record. The transcript has 2 exons. Lineage: Eukaryota; Fungi; Ascomycota; Eurotiomycetes; Eurotiales; Aspergillaceae. Gene Ontology annotation, biological process: unsaturated fatty acid biosynthetic process. Gene Ontology annotation, molecular function: stearoyl-CoA 9-desaturase activity; iron ion binding.